Messenger RNA from Scomber scombrus (Atlantic mackerel), 2949 nucleotides. RefSeq names its product transmembrane protease serine 9-like. Gene Ontology annotation, molecular function: serine-type endopeptidase activity. Gene Ontology annotation, biological process: proteolysis. The record is from RefSeq and is a predicted model, not a curated record. Lineage: Eukaryota; Metazoa; Chordata; Actinopteri; Scombriformes; Scombridae. The transcript is spliced from 12 exons.
AUGGCCUUGAGGAAAUGGAUCUGCAUAUUGGCUCUUACAAGCCUUUUAUCUGCAGAAUCACAUGCUCAGCUCAAUGCAUGUGGCACUGCUCCAUUGAACGCACGGAUAGUUGGAGGUGAAGAUGCUCCAGCAGGAAGUUGGCCCUGGCAGGCUAGUCUGCAGAGAUUUGGCAGGCAUGUUUGUGGUGGUUCCCUCAUCAAUAAAGAGUGGGUGAUGUCUGCUGCUCACUGCUUCUCCAGUACCAACACAAAAAGAUGGCAGGUUUCACUUGGUCGUCAGAACCUGCAGGGCACAAACCUAAACGAAGUGACCAGAACUGUUGCCAGAAUCAUUUUGCAUCCAAACUAUGACAGCAACACCAACAACAACGACAUUGCUCUGCUCAAACUCUCCUCACCAGUCAAAUUCACGGACUACAUCAGGCCUGUGUGUCUGGCAGCCAGCAGCAGUGUUUUCAACAAUGGCACUGAUAGCUGGGUCACUGGCUGGGGUGCAGUCAAGGAGGGAGUGUCAUUACCGUUCCCUGAAACUCUACAAGAGGUGGAGGUGCCAGUUCUGGGAAACAGACAGUGUAACUGUCUCAAUGGAGUCGGCACAGUCACAGACAACAUGAUCUGUGCUGGUGUUCUGGCAGGAGGCAAGGACUCAUGUCAGGGUGACUCGGGAGGUCCAAUGGUGAACAAGCAGGGCGAUGUGUGGGUCCAGUCUGGAAUCGUUAGUUUUGGUUUUGGCUGUGCUCGGCCCAAUCUGCCAGGAGUCUACUCCAGAGUGUCCAGUUACACGUACUGGAUCAACUCCCAUAUCACGUCUGAUAAGCCAGGCUUUGUCCAGUUCGCCUCAAGUGGGCUGGAUGCUGACAGCAGCUACACCUGUCCUGGUCUGCCACCUCCUGUCAUAACUAUUACUACUACUGAUGCUACUGCAGGAUCAGAUAUUACAACAUCAGAUCCAGGCACAUUUUUUUCAGUGUGUGGCAUCACUCCACUGAACAUACGGAUAGUUGGAGGUGAAGAUGCUCCAGCAGGAAGUUGGCCCUGGCAGGUUAGUCUGCAGAGAUUUGGCAGCCAUGUUUGUGGUGGUUCCCUCAUCAACAGUGAGUGGGUGAUGUCUGCUGCUCACUGCUUCUCCAGUACCAACACAAAUAGAUGGCAGGUUUCCCUUGGUCGUCAGAACCUGCAGGGCACAAACCCAAACGAAGUGACCAGAACUGUUGCCAGAAUCAUUUUGCAUCCAAACUAUGACAGCAACACCAACAACAACGACAUUGCUCUGCUCAAACUCUCCUCACCAGUCAAAUUCACGGACUACAUCAGACCUGUGUGUCUGGCAGCCAGCAGCAGUGUUUUCAACAAUGGCACUGAUAGCUGGGUCACUGGCUGGGGUGCAGUCAAGGAGGGAGUGUCAUUACCGUUCCCUGAAACUCUACAAGAGGUGGAGGUGCCAGUUCUGGGAAACAGACAGUGUAACUGUCUCAAUGGAGUCGGCACAGUCACAGACAACAUGAUCUGUGCUGGUGUUCUGGCAGGAGGCAAGGACUCAUGUCAGGUAGCUGUUUCUUUUCAUUUGUCGCUGAUUAGUAAACGCUUUCAAGAUUUUCUGAGAUUCUCAGACGUUCCCUGUUCUUCUCCUCAGGGUGACUCGGGAGGUCCAAUGGUGAACAAGCAGGGCGAUGUGUGGGUCCAGUCUGGAAUCGUUAGUUUUGGUUUUGGCUGUGCUCGGCCCAAUCUGCCAGGAGUCUACUCCAGAGUGUCCAGUUACACGUACUGGAUCAACUCCCAUAUCACGUCUGAUAAGCCAGGCUUUGUCCAGUUCGCCUCAAGUGGGCUGGAUGCUGACAGCAGCUACACCUGUCCUGGUCUGCCACCUCCUGUCAUAACUAUUACUACUACUGAUGCUACUGCAGGAUCAGAUAUUACAACAUCAGAUCCAGUAUCCAGCAUGUCAAGUGCUGAAUUGUGUGGCAUCACUCCACUGAACAUACGGAUAGUUGGAGGUGAAGAUGCUCCAGCAGGAAGUUGGCCCUGGCAGGUUAGUCUGCAGAGAUUUGGCAGCCAUGUUUGUGGUGGUUCCCUCAUCAACAGUGAGUGGGUGAUGUCUGCUGCUCACUGCUUCUCCAGGUGAGAAACUCUAAUAUAAUUAGUUUCCCUUGGUCGUCAGAACCUGCAGGGCACAAACCCAAACGAAGUGACCAGAACUGUUGCCAGAAUCAUUUUGCAUCCAAACUACGACAGCAACACCAACAACAACGACAUUGCUCUGCUCAAACUCUCCUCACCAGUCAAAUUCACGGACUACAUCAGACCUGUGUGUCUGGCAGCCAGCAGCAGUGUUUUCAACAAUGGCACUGAUAGCUGGGUCACUGGCUGGGGUGCAGUCAAGGAGGGAGUGUCAUUACCGUUCCCUGAAACUCUACAAGAGGUGGAGGUGCCAGUUCUGGGAAACAGACAGUGUAACUGUCUCAAUGGAGUCGGCACAGUCACAGACAACAUGAUCUGUGCUGGUGUUCUGGCAGGAGGCAAGGACUCAUGUCAGGUAGCUGUUUCUUUUCAUUUGUCGCUGAUUAGUAAACGCUUUCAAGAUUUUCUGAGAUUCUCAGACGUUCCCUGUUCUUCUCCUCAGGGUGACUCGGGAGGUCCAAUGGUGAACAAGCAGGGCGAUGUGUGGGUCCAGUCUGGAAUCGUUAGUUUUGGUUUUGGCUGUGCUCGGCCCAAUCUGCCAGGAGUCUACUCCAGAGUGUCCAGUUACACGUACUGGAUCAACUCCCAUAUCACGUCUGAUAAGCCAGGCUUUGUCCAGUUCGCCUCAAGUGGGCUGGAUGCUGACAGCAGCUACACCUGUCCUGGUCUGCCACCUCCUGUCAUAACUAUUACUACUACUGAUGCUACUGCAGGAUCAGAUAUUACAACAUCAGAUCCAGUAUCCAGCAUGUCAAGUGCUGAAUGUAAGUAA